This is a messenger RNA of Pelmatolapia mariae (spotted tilapia), 3644 nucleotides long. RefSeq lists its product as uncharacterized. The coding region runs from base 114 to 2396 and encodes 760 amino acids. Lineage: Eukaryota; Metazoa; Chordata; Actinopteri; Cichliformes; Cichlidae. The record is from RefSeq and is a predicted model, not a curated record. Gene Ontology annotation, molecular function: peptidyl-prolyl cis-trans isomerase activity; protein binding. The transcript is spliced from 8 exons.
GAGCAGCAAACUAGCCAAGACUCUGGCCACUAGGCUAAUCAGAAAGUCAAAAGAACACACCUAGAGGGAGAAAGACAUUUCGAAAACACACUUUUCUGUUUCCCAGCGUAGCAAUGGAGGAGACAUACCUUCUCAACUAUCCAGGUGUCAGGAAGAAAAUUCUGGCAGGAGGCAGUGGACCGUUACCUCACUUUCCACCUGGGACAAAGCUGGUUUUCCACUUCCAGACACUGUUGGACAACUUCGAGAGGACAGUCAUUGAUGACAGCCGACUAGCUGGCAGACCGGCAGAGAUCUUUGUCGGAAAGAUGUUUAAGAUGGAAGUCUGGGAGACCCUGUUGACGUCCAUGCGUGUUGGGGAGGUGGCUGAGUUCUGGUGUGAUGCCAUUCACACAGGCUUGUACCCCAUUGUGUCCAAGGGAAUGAGACUGAUCGCUCAAGGGAAAGACCCUCUAGAGGGUCAGAGACACAUGUGUGGAAUGGGAAACCUGUUCCACUAUCACUCCACGGGUUUCCCCGAGCUGGAUGAGUUGAUGCGGACUCCUCAGCCGCUUAUAUUUAUUAUGGAGCUGCUGCAGGUAGGAGACCCUAUGUCCUACCACAGAGAGUCGUGGAUGAUGGAAAAGGAUGAAAAGCUGCAGACAGUGCCAGUUCUCCACAUGCAGGGCAAUGCUCUGGUCAAACAGAAGAAAUACAGAGAUGCUGCCAGCAAGUACAAAGAAGCUGUCCUGCUGCUAAAAACUGUCCAGUCUAGGGAGAUGCCAGGUGAUAUAGACUACAUUAACUUAGGUCGAAUGAUUGUCCCCCUGGAGCUGAACUACUGCCAGUGUAUGUUGGAGCUGGAGGAGUACUAUGAAGUCAUAGAGCACAUGGAUGAACUGCUGCAGAAACACAAAGACUGCGUCAAAGGCUACUACAAAAGAGCAAAAGCCCACGGUGCUGUGUGGAAUGAGAAGGAGGCCCGGAGAGACUUCAACAUGGUGGCUCAACUUGACAUCACUUUGGCGUCCCUCAUCCAUCGAGAGCUGAAGGCCCUGUCGGAGCGCAUGAAGGAGAAAUAUUGGGAGGAGAAGGAGCAAUACUGGAACAAGCUAGAGAAAAAUGAAAACACAAAUGAAGUGGGGGAGGCAGAGAGAAAUGAUGAGGAGGAGGAGAAGCAGACAGCAGAGACAGAAGAGGGAAAACAAGAACAUCCUGAAAGUGUGACAACAGGGGCAAAUGAUAAAGUGGGAGAUGGUUCAGAAGAAUCUCCCCCUAAAUAUGCAGAAGUUCACGAAGAGAACCUCGGGGAAAAUAAGGUUGCACUGACUGAUGGAACAGUUACCAAAGAAGAAGCAAGCUUUUCUUCAGUGAAUUUAAACACUUGCAAUAAAACAGAAGGCAAGGACUGGCAGCAGAUGUUACGACUGGUCAUGUUGCUGCAGAAUGAAGGAAAUUUCCUCAUUAAAGAGAGCCACUUUCAAGAAGCUUCGGGAAAGUUCAAGGAGGCUAUAGAAUAUGUGGACUGCCUUCAAAAUAAAGUGGAUCAACAGGGUGAGGACUGGGAUUCACUGGAGAAAGUGCGUCUUCCUUUGACUCUUAAUCUCAGCCAGUGCAUGCUGGAGCUAAAACAAUACCAGCAAGUUGUGGAGCUCAACACCAAGCUGCUGAAGAAACACAAAGGUAAUUUCAAGGCAGUGUACCAGAGGGCUCGGGCUCAUGCUGCUUUGUGCAAUGAGGAUGAAGCUCGAAGAGACUUUGAUAUGGUGGAGAAACUGGACCAGAAGUUUAAACCCUUUGUGCGGCAGGAACUGAGGAAGCUGGGCCAGAGCAUGCGUUCUAUGCAUGCCAGUCAGAACAAGACUUACUGGGAUACAACACAGGAGAAGUGGGGGCCUGGUGGGACCAAGGCCACGAGUGCAGCCAGAAAGAAGAACGUCAAAUUUCCUCCAAAAGCCACAGAAGGAAAAGCUAAAGCAGAUAUUAAUGUAGAUAAGAAGACUGAAGACACUAAGAGACAGGAGAUGGAAAGCUCAGAGAAAUGCCCCCCUGUCGAGACAGAGGGGGUGGAUGAUGCAGAAACAGGGAAAAAUCCAGAUGUGAAAGCAGAGCAGGGUAAUAAAGAGCCAGAGCGUGGGAGAGUCAGUGGAGAGGGGUUAGAUAAUGAAAGUAUAGAGAAGGCCGUGGUUCAUGAAGCUGGGCUGGGUGUACCAGAUAAUCAAGCAACAGAUAAAGAUAGAGAUCCUGCGCCCGCCAGCUCCGGCAAAGAUAAUGCAGUGAGCAAGAGAUCAGUGCGCGAUAAGGCGAGAAAGAAGGUAAAAUGUCAAUCAAGUGCUGCACCACAGCCAAAGAGAACAAACUCAGGGAACAAAGCCAACAAGGCUAAAACAGAAAAGGGUGGCACUGCAUCAGAAUAGACCAAUGAGCCGUUUUUUCUGCGCUGAAGCAAAGGUUUAAGGUAGAAGUCGAGGGCAGACUGAAUAACAGAGUAAGAAAAAAAAUUACAAGCACACAAGCCUCACAAUAGGACAUACACAAAUCCAAAUAUAAACACAAAAAGAAAAAUUAAUAUAAAGCAGCCUGUAUUUGGCACCAUUCUGAGUUAACUUUCAUUAUUCAAAUCUCAAAGGGAUAACUGCAGUCACAUGAAAUAAACAAAAAAAAAACAAACACGAGCAGACAAGGAGUUUGCCAAAUACAAACUUUUAUUUCUGUACACAAAGAGUAGAAAGCAGCCAAUAACCCACUUGUUAUUACAGUAAAAAGCCUUUCUUCAGAAAACCUUUUUUUUUAUACAGAUUAAAAACUCCAGAGAAAAGACGAAAAGAAGUGUUUUGAGUUCUGGACAAUAAAACAGGAAAUCAAAAGUGUUAAAGAAGUCAAACAUUAUGAUUAAUGAGGUAUAUUAAUGGUGAUUUAAAGAACACACAAAGAAGAAAAGAAACCUCAUUUCAUCAGAAACAAAAAAAUGAGUGUGUUAGAGUAACAAACUAUUAUAUGUUGCGUGACAUACAAGCGCAUGUGUCCUUGUUACAUAUUUAGAUGCGUGUUGGUAAACACAGGAGGGAGGGUCUGACACUGAGGCGGCAGAUUAAUGACAGGGCCCGUGGAGCAUGUUGGCAAGCUACAUGCAGUAACAGAAGUCUGAACAGUGAUAGCGGUGUCCUCUGGGGUUGACUCCGGCUUAUGUAGAGAACCUUUUUUCACACGGCUUCAGUCAUGCCACAGGGAGCAGUGUGUGUUAGUGUGUGUGGGGCAAAACAGGAAGCCACUAGGAGUAAAGAAAUGUGCACACGGAUGAGACCUCAGAUGAUCACACGGUCACGCAUCAUCAUUUAUUUGGAUGGCGGUGUCGAGCAGCAGCAGAGUGAAAUGUUGGGACAAACUGUGAAUUGCAAUGUAACCCUGUAGUAUAACUACCUAGUCUAUGUGCGUAUAUGUCUGUGUCAUUCUUUCGCCACUAUAUGGUGUUAAAAUAAACAUGACAACUGUUGAUGCGCAGUCCUACUGGGGGGGGAUGUCUCCCCUUCUUUUUCACAACCUGUCACUGCGCCAUCAUCUUGUGUACCCACAUAGAAACGUAUGGAGCUACUGAGAGCAAUGGAUAAUCAUCACUGUGUAAUGAGAUGUGUAAAUACCAAUAGAUAAAUGUCUAUGAAUAAACA